AUGACAACUAUUCUUCCAUUAGGUAAUAUAAUAAUUAAAGUUGAGGAUUAUUGGAUAAGGCAAUUUCAUCAAGAGUUUGGAUUCUAAUGAAAGAUGAUAGAGAAUUUGAAGGCACUCUACGUGGUUUUGAUGAUUUUUUUAGUAUAUAUAUUAAAUGAUAGAUUAGAUAUGGUUUUAGAGAAUGUGAUAGAAUUAGAUAAUGGUAAGAAGAGUAAAUUGGAAUCAAUUUUAUUAAAUGGAACAUAAAUAUGUUUGAUAGUACCUGGAGGGGAAAUAAGAUGA
This is a messenger RNA of Paramecium sonneborni, 282 nucleotides long. The record is from the annotation of a GenBank genome assembly. NCBI's taxonomy places the organism in Eukaryota, Ciliophora, Oligohymenophorea, Peniculida, Parameciidae.